AUUGUGAGGUCAGGCGGCGGCGCGUCCGGCCGGGCCGAGACCCGGGAGCGGCCGCCGCGGCCAGUAGCUGCCGCCGCCUCCGCCGGCCCCUUCACCGGCUGCCCGGGUCAGACCUAGCCGGGGAGGGCGAGGGGGGAUGCCGCUGGGGGCCCCGCUCCGGUGCCGCUCCCCGUGAAGGGCCGAUCUCCCACCUCGCCGCCCUCCGCGGCAGCCAAGACCGCCGCCACCCAGACCUCUCGGGGUAAAGCGCUGCGAGGGCCGGGCUUGGACCCUCCCAGGGACUGAGUCCUGUGGCCUGCCCGCCAGAAUGCUUGUGAAACUGAACACAGAAGUAUGGAUAUGGGAAACCAACACCCUUCUAUUAGUAGGCUUCAGGAGAUCCAGCGGGAAGUGAAGAGUAUAGAGCAGCAGGUGGUGGGCUUCAGUGGCCUGUCAGAUGACAAGAAUUACAAGAGGCUGGAGAGGAUUCUGACAAAACAACUUUUUGAAAUUGACUCUGUGGAUACAGAAGGAAAAGGAGACAUCCAGCAAGCUAGGAAGAGGGCAGCGCAGGAGACAGAACGCCUCCUCAAAGAGUUGGAGCAGAAUGCGAACCACCCACACCGGAUUGAAAUCCAGAAUAUCUUUAAGGAAGCUCAGGCCCUCGUGAAAGAAAAGAUUGUGCCCUUUUACAGUGGAGGCAACUGUGUGACUGACAAGUUUGAGGAAGGCAUCCAGGACAUCAUUCUGAGGCUGACACAUGUUAAAACAGGAGGGAAGAUCUCCUUGCGGAAAGCAAGGUACCGCACACUGACCAAGAUCUGUGCAGUACAAGAGAUCAUUGAAGAUUGUAUGAAGAAGCAGCCUUCCCUGCCGCUUUCCGAGGAUGUGCAUCCUUCUGUCGCCAAGAUCAACUCCGUGAUGUGUGAAGUGAACAAGGCCAGAGGGACUUUGAUCGCACUUCUGAUGGGCGUGAACUGUUCUGAGACUUGCAGGCACUUAUCAUGCGUGCUGUCAGGGCUGAUUGCUGAUUUAGAUGCUCUAGAUGUGUGUGGGCGUACAGAGAUCAGGAAUUAUCGGAGGGAGGUGGUGGAAGAUAUCAACAAAUUACUGAAAUAUCUAGAUUUAGAAGAGGAGGCCGACAGUGCUCAUGCAUUUGACCUAGGGCAAAACCGUUCCAUUAUAAAAAUAGAAAAUGUCCUCAAGAGGAUGAGAGAAAUCAAAACUGAACUUCUCCAGGCGCAGAGCCCUCCUGAGCUGUACCUCAGGUCCAAGACAGAACUGCAGGGCUUGAUCGGACAGCUGGAUGAAGUGAGUCUUGAGAAAAACCCCUGCAUCCGGGAAGCCAGGAGGAGAGCCGUGAUUGAGGUGCAGACCCUGAUCACAUACCUGGACCUGAAGGAAGCCCUGGAGAAGAGGAGGCAGUUCCCAUGUGAGGAGAACCCCCCACAUAAGGCUGUGUGGGAUGUCCUUGGAAACCUGUCAGAGAUCCAGGGCGAAGUCCUCUCAUUCGGUGGGAAUCGAACUGAUAAGAACUACAUUCGUCUGGAGGAGCUGCUGACCAAACAGUUGCUGGCUCUGGAUGCUGUUGACCCGCAGGGAGAAGAGAAGUGCAAGGCUGCCAGGAAACAGGCUGUGAAGCUGGCCCAGAACAUCCUCAGCUACCUUGACAUGAAGUCCGAUGAGUGGGAGUACUGAUGGGCCAGGAGCUGAUCUCACUGGUCCGCACUUUCUCUCCUUUAGAGAGCUUCCAGCUCAUGGAGCCUAAAUGUAAUUUCUAUGUGCAUAGUCAAUCUCAGUAUUUAUGAUUUAGUCAAAUUAUAUUCAGUAUUUCUGCUGCUUUUGAUGUUGCAAAACGAAUAUCAUUAUAGCACAUUAACUUUUCCAUCUGGCUCAUUAUCCUUACAAUGUGUGGUUUGUGUUUAUUUUGUGUGUUUUUAAUGGGAACAUGAAAAGGGCAGCAUUCCUAAGUUUUAAGUGGGUUGUGCAAGCAUUAAAUGCAGAAUUUGAGAGUCUAGAAACAGAUCAGACUUUUCUAACUCUAGCCAAAUUAAAAGGAGGAAAUUCCGGGGUUGAAUAAAGUCCAGGCAUAAAAACAGUACAGAGAUGCUUUACUGUGCUGAACAAAAACAAAGCUGGGACUUUCUAAAGCUACAAGGCCUGAUGGGUCCUGCCUAAUUUUAAUGGGGUGGGGUUUUUGUUUGGAUGGUCUGUUUUGUCAUAAACAUUUUUGCUUGAAAAAAAAAAAUCUGUUCCCCUGUGCUUUUCAUUUUAGAGGGGGGAAUCUUGUGUACAACACACAAAAUUAAUGAAGCCUAACAACUCAGAACUUGAAACCACACCGGGGAAGGGAUGAAACAUCACCUCUCCGAUACCUUCAAGCUGUUUUUGCUUGCGUGAUCUCAAUUUAAGAUUCUCCUUGUUAAUAAGGAUAGGGAACAUUUAAAUGAAGCCAGUGGACCUUUAGAGACAAACAGUAGCCAUCGCUAUCUACCUGUGACUGCAGGAUGAAAGUCGGUAGUCUACAGUGUCACUCCAGAGCUAUCGGGAGCAUCUAAAUAUCACCUGUACCUACCUGGAGUGAGUCUGUGGGGACCUGCUGAUGUCACAGCUCAUGCUCCUGCCACGAAAAGUCAGUAGGACCCAUGAGUUAUAUAAAGGGUUUUAUUAUUUAUUUUAUCCUUCUGUGUGUUUCUGUGAAUAUUUUCUAAGUAGCCAAAACUUUAUGGCUAUCUACUAAUGCAAACAAGAAAAUCUCAAAAUUCUGCAGUGCUUUGAUAAUGCUGGCCCCAACAUAACUAAGAGACCCCAUUCCAUGUUCCCAUUUCAUUUCAUGAUCCUGUGAGAGCUGACCUUUUCAAGUCUGAUGAGCUGUGGUUUAAUCUGGAAAUUUUCUGUAAUUCUCUUUAAACAGCUAAAAGUAUGACAGACAAAUGAAUUAGCCUUACGUACUUAAGGUGAUAAGCACCUAGCCCUAAGCUCAUGGGCACCAUCUCAUCAAAAGGCAUUUAUAGCUUUCCUACUGGAAAUGUUCUAGAACACUGGGUCCUGUGGGCUCCUGGCAGCAAGCUAUCCCACUGCAGUCCCUGGAAUUCUCAGUUUGGUCAGAGUUGCUGGAUGCUGCUCUUCUGUGUCCUGGCUUUAGAAUGGUCGAGUCUGACUAUCGGUCUUCAGAUUGAACUCUGGGGAACUGCCUUUCACCCAGCUACUAAUUCUUUAGCUUUAUUUUGAGCCUUUCCUCUCAAAGUGUCCACUGUCUUGCAGGGUUUUCGUCUCUUUAAAGUGGUUUUCCUGUAACCUGCUAAGCUUACAUGCUGUAAGCUAACCUGUCCCACGCGGCGGAGCUUGGAGCCUUGCUUAGCACAUGAACCGUUCACAGGGUUUCUGGGUCCUGGAGGUGGUCACAUGACCUUGUGUGGCUGUUGGGGUAGGCAUUGUCUCUGUCACAGCUCCUUGGAUCCAGUUGUCUUCAUAAAGAAUAAGCAAAAAGUUCA
This is a messenger RNA of Grammomys surdaster, 3473 nucleotides long. RefSeq names its product BCL2 associated athanogene 5 (gene Bag5). The record is from RefSeq and is a predicted model, not a curated record. Gene Ontology annotation, cellular component: cytoplasm; cytosol; nucleus. The coding region runs from base 334 to 1677 and encodes 447 amino acids. NCBI's taxonomy places the organism in Eukaryota, Metazoa, Chordata, Mammalia, Rodentia, Muridae. Gene Ontology annotation, molecular function: protein-folding chaperone binding; adenyl-nucleotide exchange factor activity. The transcript has 2 exons. Gene Ontology annotation, biological process: negative regulation of protein ubiquitination; protein stabilization; regulation of inclusion body assembly.